AUGGCAUACACCGAAUCCGAUUCAGCUCUUCUUCUACCAUCAGGCUCCGGCACAAAGGAAAAAGCACCAGAAGACAAAUGGCAUUUAGCGUACAUGAUCUAUUUCUUCCUUGGGUUUGGUUAUCUUCUUCCAUGGAACGCAUUCAUCACUGCCGUUGAUUACUUCUCUUACCUUUACCCUGAUGCAAGCGUGGAUCGAAUCUUCGCCGUUGUUUAUAUGGUCGUUGGUCUCUUUGGGCUUACGCUUAUUAUUCUGUAUAGACACAAAUCUCAUGCCUAUGUUAGGAUUAACAUGGGUCUUCCUCUAUUUGUUGUUUCGUUGCUUGUUGUUCCUUUGAUUGAUGCUUUUUAUGUUAAGGGUCGGGUCGGGUUUUAUGGUGGGUUUUAUGUUGCUGUCGGAGCGGUUGGGGUUGCUGGUGUGGCGGAUGCUUUGGUGCAGGGAUCUAUUGUUGGCUCUGCCGGCGAGUUGCCGGAGAGGUACAUGCAAGCUGUCAUCGCUGGCACUGCUGCUUCUGGGGUCGUUGUUUCUUUCCUAAGGAUAUUUACAAAAGCUGCUUACACACAAGAUGUCUCUGGCUUACAGAAGAGUGCAAAUCUCUACUUUGGUGUAUCAAUUGUGAUUAUGUUCAUAUGCAUGGUUUUAUACAGUUUAGUAAACAAACUUCCCAUUAUGAAGUACUAUGAUGAAAUUAAGAUUCAGGCAGUUGCGGUGGAAGACGACACCGGUCCUUCGACUGGAUCCGUAUGGAGGUCGACUGCAUGGGAAACUGUUGGAACAAUCAAGUGGUAUGGAUUUGGCUUGAUACUCAUUUAUGUUGUGACUCUUGCGAUAUUUCCCGGCUACAUUACAGAAGAUGUUCACUCUGAACUUCUCAAAGAUUGGUAUCCAAUUCUCCUUAUCACUUGCUUUAAUGUGUUUGACCUUGUUGGCAAAAGCUUUACUGCAGUAUACCUUCUGGAGAAUGCAAAAAUUGCUAUAGGAUGUUGUGUAGCAAGACUCUUGUUUUUCCCUCUCUUCUUAGGUUGCUUGCAUGGUCCGAAAUUCUUCCGGACGGAGAUUCCUGUCACGAUACUGACUUGUGUUUUAGGGCUCACAAAUGGAUAUCUUACGAGCGUAUUGAUGAUUUUAGCUCCUAAAACUGUCAAGUUGCAGCAUGCAGAGACUGCAGGGAUUGUGAGUGCAUUGUUCUUAGUUGUUGGUCUUGCUUCUGGGUCUAUAAUAGCUUGGUUUUGGGUCAUAUGA
Molecule: messenger RNA, 1242 nt
Organism: Vicia faba (fava bean)
Lineage: Eukaryota; Viridiplantae; Streptophyta; Magnoliopsida; Fabales; Fabaceae
Source: the annotation of a GenBank genome assembly